CAAAAGAAAACAUGCUUCAAAUAGAAUUAUUUGGUCUUGAAGAUUACGAAUCAAUUUUCCAAUCAUGUAUAAAACAUUGUAAAAAAAUUACAAGAUUUCAUGGUUCAAUUGUAUUUCAACAAACUUCUCUUCUUCUCGAAAUGUUGAAGACUUGUAAAGAACUCCAAGAUAUCCUUAUUGAAGAUUUAUCUCACGAACCUGAACGUGUAUGUACAUCUAUCGCAUAUUUCGAUCCUAAUAAUUUCAUACGACAACUCGGAGAAGCCAUGCCAACAAAUGUACAUAUAUUAACAUUAAAGAUAAAUUGGGUAUUUUCAUCGAAAUCAUUAGAUGACCUUUUCAAAAAGUUUAAAGCAACAAAUUUAAGAAUAUUAGACUUUUCUGGUUUAUCAUUUAUUUCCGAUGAUCAUCUUGAAGUUAUUAUCAAACGUUGUGGUGGAAAAUCGAAGGAAUUAUAUUUGACACAUAGUUAUUAUUUUUCUGAUGAAGUUAUUGAAAAGGCACGAAAUAGUUUUCGGAAAGUUGUCUUUAUGGAAGACGAAUUUAUUUAUGGGUGUUAUCAAGAUGAUUAUAGUGAAUUAUAUGGUAGCUAUUAUGACGAUAGUGAAGGUGAUGAUGAGGAGGAGGAAGAAGAGGAGGAGGAAUUGUAUUCAGAUGAUAAUAGUGGUUAUGCAGAUUCUGAAAAAGAUGAUGACGAUUAUGAUUCAGAACAAACAACUUAUAUAGAAAAACCAACCUCUACCAUGCAAUUCUCAUCUGCAAAUAACGAUUCUUCACUUCACAACGCAGGAGAUGCAAAUGCCAAUCCUUUUGAAAUUCCUGCAGACGAAGAUGCUAUUUCGGCUAAUCCUAAUAUGACAAUAGAAUCUGAUGAUGUAGACCUUUCAUCCGCUCAUUCACAUGCGUCGGCUACUCCAAAGUCAACAACAACCGUUAACUCUGAUGCACAAUCACCUCCCUUAGUAGAAACUAAUAAUCAGUCUAAUCAGUCCAAACUUUAUGCUUCCGGUACUCUCGAUGAACCAGUUUCAAAAACUAUUCUUCGAGACUUGAAAAAUGUUGCAGUUAAGUUGCAACAAGUUCUUCAUCCUAAAGGGAAUCGAGAUGUUCUACGAGAUUGGGAUUUGUGGGGUCCAUUAAUUCUUUGUUUAUCACUAGCCAUAUUAUUGGGUAUUAGUGCAAAAAAGGAUCAAGAAAUUAUGGUGUUUACUAGUGUCUUUACUAUUGUAUGGUUUGGGUCAGCUAUCGUGACGAUAAAUGCGAAACUUUUAGGGGGCACAGUGUCUUUUUUUCAAAGCAUUUGUGUCAUUGGUUAUUGUAUAUUUCCUUUAGUUAUAGUAGCAUUUGUUGCAAUUUUUGUAAAAAUAGUCUACAUACGGUUACCUUUGGUAGUAUUUGCAUUUUUGUGGUCAUCUUGGGCAUCAGUUAAUUUUCUAUCAUCAUCUCAUUUAUCAAAUCGUCGGCUAUUAGCUGUAUAUCCAUUAUUCUUAUUUUAUUUCGCUAUCGGUUGGAUGGUAUUAAUUUUAUAG
This is a messenger RNA of Dentiscutata heterogama, 1529 nucleotides long. Lineage: Eukaryota; Fungi; Glomeromycota; Glomeromycetes; Diversisporales; Gigasporaceae. The record is from the annotation of a GenBank genome assembly.